AUGCCAGACGGCUUAUCGACCCUCAACUCCCUCACAUACCAACUUCGUCUUUCAAAAAUGUUUUCCAAAUCCUUGAUCCGCAUGGAUCACUUACGUCCACACUGGUUUACAGCCACCGCUACGCCUACACCCGAUCAACUCUCGAUUGCUACGAUUUUGACCAUGGAUGAGUGGCCACACUUGGUGCGUUUGGCCGAGAUAUGGCAAGGUAAAGAUGAAAUGAGGCACUUGUCAACAAUCCGCCGCGAAUACGAAACGCAAACCAUGCUGGCUCGACACGUCGAUCUGCAUCUCAUUGUUCGCCCGACCAAUGGCGAGGCUGUGGUGCAUGGCGGUUUCCAAGACAGCCGUAACUUGGCACGCUUAUUUAGUCGCACAGAUACCGUGGCCCAUGUGCCUGUCACCACUCUCUGGAUAACUGACCUUGCUACAACUGCCAAAACGUAUCGUGAUCGGUUAUUAGAUGGCGAUGUUCUUAUUGUCCCUACGUUUGGCUUCCCUAACAGCAAGAAUGCCAUCACAGACACUUGGCCAAUGACCAAGCCAGAAAUGGUCGAAUGGGCUGAUGAAAAGCGUAUCGGGUUAUUAGACUAUCAUUGGAAAUUGAGCGAUGGCCCUACGUCGUAUCAUAUUUGGCGUGAAGCUGAUGAACCUUAUCUUGUCCCUGAAUAUGAUUAUCACUAUACUCCAAUCUAUAUCGCUACUCGGGAUGACCACCCUUGGUGCGAAGAGCGUUUCGCUGAUGAGCCAUCGGCAUGUUUAUAUUCGAUCUACCUGAACGGAGCCAAUCUCUGGGUACUUCCCAAUGAUUAUGUCGUACGCACUGGCCGAGAGCCAGAGAAACAACUGUCACAGGAAGAGGGCCAGUUGCAAGUGCCCAUGUAUAAAAACUAUCGUAUCGAACAAUGUGUAUUCUAUGCACGCCAGUUCGAUCAAGCUGGCAUCUUUGAAACUGAUCGUGCAAAGCACGUUCAGCAGGAGUGCGCCAAGGCUCUGGGUAGCUUGCGCAAAGAAAAGAUUAUUGGCCCCAAUAGCAUCAACCAACAUUAG
Messenger RNA from Zychaea mexicana, 1050 nucleotides. RefSeq lists its product as uncharacterized. Bases 1 to 1050 code for a protein of 349 amino acids. Gene Ontology annotation, molecular function: glucuronosyltransferase activity; xylosyltransferase activity. NCBI's taxonomy places the organism in Eukaryota, Fungi, Mucoromycota, Mucoromycetes, Mucorales, Lichtheimiaceae. The record is from RefSeq and is a predicted model, not a curated record. Gene Ontology annotation, biological process: protein O-linked glycosylation via mannose. The transcript has 4 exons.